AUGUCAGGUCCGUUAGUAACUGAAGAAAUCACCACUGCAAGUAACUACUGGGUGAAGAGAGUUCAGAAAGCAGACGAUACAUGUCUACAGUCUCCAGGAUGGAAGCUAAUCAAAGAUGAACAUACGGGUGUUCUUAAGUGUGAAGGCAGAAUUAAAGGAUACAGGCCGACUUACCUUCCUGGAGGACCACUUGCUGAGAAGCUUAUUGUUCACAUACACAAUCAGGUCAUGCAUCUUGGUACCGCGAACACAAUGGCGAGUGUGAGACAGGGCUGGUGGAUACCGAAGUUGAGAGCUAAAGUCAAGAAGGUGAUUAAGAAGUGCAAUGUUUGCAAAGUGUUCUCCACCAAACGAUAUGGAGUUCGGUCGCCACGCGCCUUACCAGAAUACAGAAUGGAGGGGAGCAGACCAUUUGAAGUGACCGAAGUGGAGUUUGCCGGACCCUUGACAUAUAAGGUCGGCAAGAAAGAAGAAGGAAAGUGCUAUGUUAUUAUUUUCAUUUGUGCCAGCUCCAGAGCAGUCCAUUUAGAAGUCGCAAGAACCCAAACAGCAGACGAAUUCAAAAAUAAGCUUAAUGCCUUCAUCUCGCGUCGAACAAGACCUCGCAUCAUCAUCUCGGAUAAUGCCAAAGUGUUUAAGGCCACAGCAGAUUGGGUCAAGACUGUUAGGAAAAGUGAGAAGCUUCAGAAUUAUCUAGCACGUGAGAAGAUUCGCUGGGGAGGCAUCUACGAGAGGUUGAUUAAGGAGAUCAAGAAGACCCUUCACAACACCUUAGGGAGGUCAUAUCUUUCCUAUGAGGCGUUUGAAUCAGUCGUCAUGGAUGUUGAAAGAAAUCUGAACAAUCGACCCCUGCCGUAUGUUGAAGCAGAGGGAGGAGAGGAGGAAGUGCUUACCCCGAACACGAUCCUGUGGGGACGAGAUGUGUAUCCAGUGGAUGACACUGCAGGCUCAGACGCAGAGAAGCUGACAAGGAUGACCAAACGAUUAGGAGAUGCUAAGGCCCAUGCGUGGAAACGCUGA
Messenger RNA from Orbicella faveolata, 1020 nucleotides. RefSeq lists its product as uncharacterized. Lineage: Eukaryota; Metazoa; Cnidaria; Anthozoa; Scleractinia; Merulinidae. The record is from RefSeq and is a predicted model, not a curated record.